UUCAAACCGCGGGGCGGCGGCGGAGGCGUGAGCGGCGCUAGGAGGCCGGGAGCCUGCGAGAUAAUUUUGGAAACUGUUGCAUAAGAAAUGGCCGGAAGUCAGAUGAAUGUCUAAAGAAGAGCUUAACAUUUCUUCAGCAACAUUCUUUUUAAAAAUAACUUUCUGCCACCAUGUCAGCUUCCACUGCACGCAGCGGAAAUGACAGCGAUCUCCUUGGCAUCUCUUCCUCCACAAAGACGUCAUCCCUGAGUGUCCUCCCCCAGGGCAGCAAGCUGAAGCUGCACUCGAAGUCGGACUUGUCAGUGUGUGCAAAUGACGAUCCGUUACUGAGAUCUGCAAGUAAGACCAGAGACAUCAACAGCACUUACGUUAUUUCUGCCUCUAAGAAAACAGAAGACACGCCCCUCUCUCCUAACCCUGUGGGGAGGUUGACACUUCAGAGGAGAGCGACCAGGAGCAAGGAAGCCUCUUUGCUUGGUCGUGAGUUGGGAGACGCAGGUGCGAGAACGGCAGAAGCACGCCUUGCAUUACAGCGUCGGGCUAAGACAGAGGGUGUGGAAAAGUGGAAAGGAACGCAGAAUGUGGGCAGCAGGACAGAAAAUAGUCGGCCUUCACCAGAAACUGGUAUAAAUGUAAAGACUGUAAACGGUGACAAAAACUUGCCUGUUGCACCUUCUGUACCUUUAACUCCAGACCCAAAAGACCUUGAAAUGAAGGCUGAUGGAAAAUGCACAGCGACGCGUUCUGCCCUCCGAGGGGCGGGUGAGAACGUCGCCCUUAAGUCCUUACGUGAGCGAGCGCCCACCGGUUCCCAGGGUCAGACUGAAGCUGUUCGCGCAGCGAGCUUGGUGAUUAGGCCUACCGAGAGCAGGUUAGAGAUCAAAGUGUCAGGAGCAGGGACCUCGCAUCACAGGGGUGCUGAGAAGGAAGCCUCGAAACUUCCACGUAGAUUUGAGAGCUUAGAGAAAAGGACGCCCUCGAAGUGUAUUUCAGAGCCUAGGUCGACACCCAGGCGUGGCGUCCUGCAGCCUCGGGGCCCCGCUGCCUUGGUUCUGAGAAACAGGAGGCCCACCCUUCAGGUUAAACAGACGCCCCAGAGCUCUCUGCUCGCAAGUCAAAAGGAAAGGGAGCGUGAAAAUACAUUCCUUCUUAGGGAAGAAACGGCACUUCAGAAAACCUCUGCAGAAACAUACCCCCUGAAAGUGGAGACCACCCAGGUGACGGUGGCCGUCAGAGUCAGGCCUUUCAGCAACCGGGAGAAGAGAGAAGGGGCGCCUCAGGCGGUCCUCCUGGACGGGGAGGAAAUCGCUGUGGAGCACCCCGGCACGCGACAGGUUUACAGCUUUGCGUAUGACCUUUCCUUUUGGUCCGUGGACGCGCGCCACCCGCGCUUCGCGAGCCAGGCGGCCGUGUACCAGGCACUGGCGGCCCCACUGCUGGGACAGGCCUUCCAAGGCUUCAACACCUGUCUAUUCGCGUACGGCCAGACUGGCUCUGGAAAGUCAUACACGAUGAUGGGCUUUAAUGAAGAACCAGGAAUAAUUCCAAGAUUUUGUGAAGAUCUUUUUGCUGAAAUAGCCAAAAAACAAACCCAAGAGGUCAGCUACCACCUUGAGAUGAGCUUCUUUGAAGUCUACAAUGAAAGGAUUCAUGACCUUCUCGUUUGUAACGGAGAAAAUGGGCAGAGAAAGCAAACGCUGCGAGUGCGGGAGCACCCCGCCUCGGGCCCGUAUGUCGAGGGCCUGUCCACGAAUGUUGUCAGUUCUUAUUCUGAUAUCCAGGCCUGGCUGCAGCUGGGGAGCAAGCAGAAGGCCACGGCCGCCACCGGCAUGAACGACAAGAGCUCACGCUCUCACUCCGUGGUCACCCUGGUGAUGACCCAGGCCAAGACAGAAUUUGUGGAGGGGGAGGAGCUGGACCACAGGAUUCGGAGCCGCAUAAACCUCGUGGACCUGGCUGGCAGUGAGCGGUGUUCCGCAGCUGGGACCGUCGGGGAGCAGCUGAAGGAAGGCGUGAGCAUUAACAAGUCGCUGCUGACCCUGGGCAAGGUCAUCUCUGCACUGUCCGAGCAGGCUGGCGGGCGGAGCGUGUUCAUUCCUUACCGCGAGUCUGUCCUCACAUGGCUGCUGAAGGAGAGUCUGAGUGGAAACUCGAAAACCGCCAUGAUCGCCACGGUCAGCCCGGCGGGCAGCAGCGUGGAGGAGACGCUGAGCACGCUGAGGUACGCCGCGCAGGCCCGCAGCAUCGUCACUGCUGCCAGGGUCAACGAGGACCUGAGCGCCAGGCUCAUCCGAGAAUUGAAAGCAGAAAUUGAAAAGUUAAAAGCUGCCCAAAGAAGCAGUCAGAACAUUGACCCUGAACGAUACAGGCUCUGCCGCCAAGAAAUCGUGUCCUUGAGAAUGAAGCUGCAUCAGCAGGAGAGAGAGAUGGCGGACAUGCAGAGAAUGUGGAAAGAAAAACUUGAGCAAGCUGAAAAAAGAAAACUUCAAGUAACAAAGGAGUUACAGAAAGCAGGAAUUACCUUUCAAAUGGACAACCAUCUGCCAAACCUGGUCAAUCUCAAUGAAGACCCUCAGCUGUCGGAGAUCCUGUUAUACAUGAUAAAAGAGGGGACGACCACUGUCGGAAAGAACAGACCGAGCUCCAGCCACGACAUCCAGCUGUCGGGGGUGCUGAUCGCCGAUGACCACUGCACCAUCACCAAUUCUGCUGGGACAGUGAGUAUCGUCCCAGCUGGGGAAGCGAAGUCAUACGUAAACGGAAAACUGAUUUCGGAGCCCACGGUGUUACACCAUGGAGAUCGGGUGAUUCUUGGUGGCGAUCAUUAUUUUAGAUUUAAUCAUCCAAUGGAAGUCCAGAAAGGCGAGCGGCCACCCAGCAGAGAGAGUCCUGUGAGCAAGGGCCCAGAAGACUUUGAGUCAGCCAAAAACGACUUGCUGAUGGCCCAGAGGUUACAGCUUGAGGCGGAAAUCCAGGAGGCGCAGGUGAGAGCCAAGGAGGAAAUGAUGCAAGGCAUCCAGAUCGUGAGAGAAAUGGCCCAGCAAGAGCUCUCCUCUCAGAAAGCUGCGUACGAGGGCAAGAUCCGAGUGCUGGAGGCGGAGCUGAAAGAAGAAUCUCAAAGGAAGAAGAUUCAGGAAAUAAAUAACCAAAAGGCGAAUCACAAAAUUGAGGAACUGGAAAAGGUGAAGCAGCGUUUUGAGCAGGAAAUUCAUGUCAACAGAAAGCGGCUGGAAAUGGAGGCUCUGGCGACAAAGCAGGCUUUAGAAGACCACAGGAUUCGCCACGCAAAAAUUCUGGAAGCUCUAGAAACAGAGAAGCAGAGGAUUGCUAAGGAAGUGCAGAUUCUACAGCAGAAUCAGAGCCACAGGGAUAAAGCCUUCACAGCGCAGCCCAGCUGGAGCUCCAUGAAGCUGUCCGUCAUGAUUCAGGAAGCCAACGCCAUCAGCAGCAGGUUAAACAAGAAUUAUGUUUUUGGCAGAUAUAUGGUAUCAGAUAAAGGAAGCAGUUCUGACACUUGGAUUCGGGUCCGUAACCUGCAGCUCAGGGUCUCAACCGUCUGGAGUCUGGAAAAGUUUGAGUCUAAGCUUGCAGCAAUGAAGGAACUUUAUGAGAGCCAUGGGAGUAACCAGGGUGAAGAUGUCUUUUGUGACGCUGAAGAUGAGUGGGAACCCGACAUCACCGAUGUUCCUGUUUCUUCCUUUUCCAGAAGGAGGAGCAGGAGCCUGAUGAACAACAGGAGGGUUUCUGGCUGUCUGCAUGACAUCGAGGCCCACACGGGCCAGGACCUGCAUUCUUCACGCUCCGCAGGCUUAGUGGGGAAAUCCAGCCCCGUUUACCCGGAUUCAGCAGAACCCUUCCUUCCUGGCAUUUGCAAAGAGUUGAUCGGCUCGUCAUUAGAGCUUCUCGGACAGAGUGAUGAUGAAGAAGGCACCGUGGCAGACAGCCUGAUGAGUAAUUUCCUCAGAAUCCACGAUGGGGUACUGGCCAUGUCCAGAGCCCACGAAGAGCAGGACGAGGACAGUCAGUGUAACCUGUUCGCUGACCGAGCAAACCAGUCGCUUGCAGUCCAGGUGACAAGCGCGUUCGAGCAGGUCGCGGUGCUGACGGGACCCUGGCUGAGCGGCGUCCUCCCAGAGGCUGGCCGGGAGGCCCUGCCAGCUGAGCUGCGGCGGGAAGUGAGGACGCUGGGGGGCCGCUUGCAGCUGUUUCUGCAGGGAUGUUCUUCGGAUAUUUCACCGAUGGUCAAAGAGGCUCAAAAGCAAGUGAUCCAAACCAUACACCGAGCCGUCGCAUGCGUGGGGUGGUCAGCGGCUCUUACCGGGGACCGGCUGCACUUCCUGGAGAGCGGUGCUCAUGGGGCCGCCGGCCUGCAGGAUGAUUUUGUGGGUGCCGUUUGUGAUGGUGUAGACUUGGGAAUAAAGAGUCUCCUCGAUUCUGGACUAGAAAAAGCAGAAGAGCUUGAGCAUGAACUCCUAAGGCAGAGUCCCCAGGAUGAGGUUACCAAACAGAUGAAAGCUAAUGCCCUGGGACUGAUCGAAUCCCUCGGAAACCUCUUUGCUGAAUGGAAAACAAAAAGCUUCAGAACUCAAGUACAAGAAGAAAAUUCUGAAUGUGAAGAUUUGAAGAAGAUGAUUAAUCUUGCCCAAGAAUUCUUGAAGUUAAAAUGUGGCUUAGAGCAAACUAUUCAAGUUAUUAUUUCUGCUCUGAGAGGGCACCGCGGGGACCUGGCCCUCCUCCAAGACUGUGUGCAGCGUCUAUGCAGCUCGGCCCGGGGUCUCCACGGCAACCAGAGCGGGUGCCCUGAGGACAGCAGGGCCCGAGCUGGCCACCGGGAGCUGGAGUCUUGCGCCACCUCACUGCUCCUGGGUUUUGAAUUUGAAGAAGGACCUGGUUUGUGGGGGCCCUGGGAAGCUUGCAAUCAGGGUCCCAGAGCAGCAGGACGAGAGCAGCCUGGGUCGGACAGGCCUGGCCCCCAGAGGACCCGAGGAGUGCCCAAGCGGGUGUACGAGCUCCCGGGCCCGGCCCCGGGCGGCUCGGAGCAGGGUGUGCUGCCCACCCGGGAGGGCGCCAGGGAGGGGUCUCCUCCCGCCAGAGAGCAGUGA
Odocoileus virginianus texanus is the source of this 5102-nucleotide messenger RNA. RefSeq names its product kinesin family member 14 (gene KIF14). Gene Ontology annotation, biological process: microtubule-based movement. Gene Ontology annotation, molecular function: microtubule motor activity; ATP binding; microtubule binding. NCBI's taxonomy places the organism in Eukaryota, Metazoa, Chordata, Mammalia, Artiodactyla, Cervidae. The record is from RefSeq and is a predicted model, not a curated record.